Messenger RNA from Coffea eugenioides, 483 nucleotides. Its product is annotated as elongation factor 1-beta 2-like. Lineage: Eukaryota; Viridiplantae; Streptophyta; Magnoliopsida; Gentianales; Rubiaceae. Gene Ontology annotation, molecular function: translation elongation factor activity; guanyl-nucleotide exchange factor activity. Gene Ontology annotation, cellular component: cytosol; eukaryotic translation elongation factor 1 complex. Bases 1 to 483 code for a protein of 160 amino acids. The transcript is spliced from 2 exons. Gene Ontology annotation, biological process: translational elongation. The record is from RefSeq and is a predicted model, not a curated record.
AUGCGCCCUAUUAGAGCAACUUGUUUGUCUAUACCUAAUUAUCCGUCUUUUCAAACAUAUGAACUAAAAAAUCUUAGUUCAAGGGCCAUUAGCCGGGCCGUCUCUCUCCCGAUUCCGCAGGCUUCAGUUUUGGAGCAGCCUAGUGCUGAUUUGUAUCCCAAUGCUAGCCAAUGGUACCAUUCCGUCUCCUCAAAACUUGCCCCAAGCUUUCCUGGAAAAGCUGUUGGAGUGAGAAUUGGCCAAGGUGUUGCAGCAGAAGCUGCUCUAGCUGUGGUGGCCAAGGAAGCACCAGCAGCAGAAGAUGAUGAUGACCUUGAUCUCUUUGGUGAUGAAACAGAGGAGGAAAAGAAGGCAGUAGAACAGAGGGAGGCUGCCAAAGCAUCCACCAAGAAGAAAAAGAGUGGAAAAUCAUCCGUUCUUAUGGAUAGUAAACCUUGGGAUGAUGAGACAGACAUGAAGAAGCUCGGCUGCAUUUGCUGUUGA